Messenger RNA from Penicillium robsamsonii, 1353 nucleotides. RefSeq names its product glycoside hydrolase family 76 protein. The record is from RefSeq and is a predicted model, not a curated record. Gene Ontology annotation, molecular function: mannan endo-1,6-alpha-mannosidase activity. NCBI's taxonomy places the organism in Eukaryota, Fungi, Ascomycota, Eurotiomycetes, Eurotiales, Aspergillaceae. The transcript is spliced from 3 exons. The coding region runs from base 1 to 1353 and encodes 450 amino acids. Gene Ontology annotation, biological process: carbohydrate catabolic process; fungal-type cell wall biogenesis.
AUGUUCAACAAUCUUCCGGCAUUUGCUGUUGCCAUCCUAGCAGGCUCUGCCGCGGCAAUCGAUCUCAAGAUCAAUGAUGAGCAAUCUAUCAAGAACGCGGCAGCCACUGCCGCCUUCAACACCAUGUCAACCUAUACUUCCAACAUCACAGGAAAUAUUCCUGGUAAACUUGAUGGGACAUGGUGGCGGGGCGCUGUUUUGUUCCAGACAAUGAUCGAAUAUUGGUAUUUUACCGGCGACUCUUCCAACAACAAGGCUGUGAGUCAAGGCAUGUAUUGGCAGCGUGGGGACAACAACUACUUCCCUUCCAACUACAGCCAAUUUCUGGGUAACGACGACCAAGUGGCUUGGGGUCUCGCUGCUAUGACUGCCGCAGAGCUGGAAUACACCGAGGAUCCCUCGAAGCCCUCGUGGUUGACAUUAGCCGAUGGUGUGUUUCAGUCCCAGAUUGCGCGAUGGGAUACUGAGAGCUGCGAUGGUGGCUUGCGCUGGCAAAUCUUCCCGUACCAGGAUGGAUACGAUAUCAAGAAUGCUAUGAGCAACGGCGGACUGUUUCAGCUCUCCGCGCGUCUGGCCCGAUACACCGAAAACCAGACCUACUCCGAUUGGGCGGAGAAGAUAUGGGACUGGAGUGCUAGUGUUCCGAUUUUGAACACCACCGAAUGGACGAUUGGCGAUGUGGUAGAUGUUAAAUCCGAUUGCAAGACAUACCAAGAUCUGCAGUGGACUUACAGCUACGGAGAAUAUAUCAGUGGGGCGGCUUAUAUGUACAACCUGACAAAUGGGGAAACAUCUAAAUGGAAAUCAGGCCUCGAUGGUCUUCUCAACACAAGCUUCCAUAAGUUCUUCCCAGAGAAGUACGGUGGCAAGAUCAUGGUAGAGAGCAGCUGCGAGACCGUGAAAACUUGCAACCAGAACCAGGAGGUUUUCAAGGGACUUUUUGCGUCUGACCUUGCGGGUGUCACCCGUAUGGCCCCUCAUACCAAAUCCGAGAUCCUACAGAGAUUGCAGGGGUCCGCCGUUGGAGCCGCCAAACAAUGUUCAGGUGGUGACAAUGGGACUGUUUGUGGCCAACAGUGGUACAAGGCGAAAUGGGAUGGCACUGCAGGUAUGGAGGCACAAUUGAGCGCUACCAGUGUCUUUACCUCCAACUUGGUUGCUUUUGAGCACAUGAAUCUAGCCACAAAGAAUACAUCGACCUCGACAUCGACUACUCAAAACGCGUCCAGCACUCCUACUGAGACUCAAGGUGAAGCCACAAGCGGCACUAAGGAUAACGGAGGCAAUAUCCCGAGAAGCCAGUUUGGAUCUAUUGGACUUGUGUUGUUGGUCUCUGUUUUAGUUCUAUAUUAG